AUGCCAGAAGCAGCGUUUGCGGAUGUCAAGAAAAAGUACGACGAUGUUAUCAAUGCGGGAAAAACCUUGUGUCCGAUCCAUUCGAUGAUCAUUGACCCCGACGAUCCUAUUUACCCCGGCAAGCUCAGCGAGGAGGAUUUGGAUGAAAUCCGCGAUCACAAGGCUGUCGCAUUUGAUGAGCCAUUGCCAAGCAAACUACAUGACUACCUAUAUCAUUAUAAAGGAGCGACGACCUUGAGCGACUUAAAUCAAAAGAUCAUGAGUCGCAUGUUUCAUCCUACUGACGAGCCAGAUUUGUUUCGGGCUUGGGAAACGUUUCUGCAAGUGGCCAACAUUUAUAACUACAAGGCUCUCAAUGAUGAUUUCAUCGAGGACGACAUUGAAUACCGCGUGUGGUUCUUCGUCUCCAAAUGCUUUGCGUCGACCAAGGUUCGAGCCAGCUCUCUUACCAAUUAUCUCAUCAUGUUUUAUAAUAAUAAUGAUCAUGAAAUUGCGUUUUCUGAAGUUGGUUUGUGUGAUGACGGCGAGAAUGGAACGAAGGAGUUGUACGAGCGAGGUUUGAAAGCGUCAAAGAUGCUCAAGGAUUUCUUUGUGUCAUUAACCAACACGUUCCCCAACUCCAUCCGCACAUCAAGAACUGCCGCCUUCAUCAUCUCUGCCAUACAAAAUAUUUAA
Molecule: messenger RNA, 675 nt
Organism: Zychaea mexicana
Lineage: Eukaryota; Fungi; Mucoromycota; Mucoromycetes; Mucorales; Lichtheimiaceae
Exons: 8
Coding region: 1-675 (224 amino acids)
Source: RefSeq, a predicted model, not a curated record